AUGUCCUCAUUCGGGGCCGCUCUGCGGGUCAGCACUUUCGGCGAGUCUCACGGCUCGGCCGUCGGGUGCAUCAUCGACGGGCUGCCGCCGCGGCUGCCGCUGUCAGUCGAAGAUGUCCAGCCGCAGCUAAACCGACGCAGACCUGGUCAGGGUCCUGUCUCGACUCAACGAGCAGAAAGAGAUCGGGCGCACAUCCUCUCUGGCGUAGAGGACGGAUACACGCUCGGCUCGCCUGUGGCGAUUCUCGUGUGGAACGAGGAUCGCCGCCCGGAGGACUAUGGCGGCCUCUGCACGCUCCCGCGGCCUGGCCACGGCGACUUCGCCUACCAUGCCAAGUACCACAUCCACGCGAGGAGCGGCGGCGGCCGAAGCAGCGCGCGAGAGACUCUGGCGCGAGUCGCCGCGGGCGCGGUAGUAGAGAAGUGGCUGCGCAGGGACUACGGCACGACCGUCACGGCGUGGGUCUGCCAGGUAGGCGACGUGGCGGUGCCCGACGCGCUGCGCCGGAAGUGGCGGCAGACGCCUCCAACUCGUGAGGCUGUGGACAGCCUCGGCCGAGUUCGGGUCAGCCUCGACGGCGCCACCUACCUCGAUGCGGAGGGGCGCCUCUACGACGCGGAGGGACAGGCGAUCACUCAGCAGGACGAAAUCGCGCGCCGCCGCCGGCUCUUCGGGCGCACUGCUGGGGCGCCAGCGGAAGGCGAGACGGUCGUCGAUACCAGGUGCCCGUGCGCCUCCACAGCGGUGAAAAUGGUCAUCAAGAUCAAACAGAUUCGAGAGCUGGGGGAUUCGAUCGGCGGGUGCGUCUCCUGCGCAAUCGUACAGCCGCCAGUAGGCCUUGGCGAGCCGUGUUUCGAUAAAGUGGAGGCAGAACUGGCGAAGGCAAUGAUGUCGCUGCCUGCUACGAAAGGAUUCGAGAUAGGUCAGGGGUUUGCCAGUGUCACGAUGCGAGGCAGUGAGCACAACGACCCGUUCGUCCCCACCGCCAUGACGGCCCGCCGCACGCCUCAGCUGGUCGCUUCGCCAGACCCCCCGCCGUGUUGCUCACCGGCGCAGGCAAGCACGUCGGCGCCACGCUCUCCACGGUGUCCGCUCCCUUCCGGGGCGGAGCUCCGUCUCCGCUGUGGAAGCAACAACGCAGGCGGGACUCUUGCGGGAAUCACAUCAGGCGAGAAUAUUCUGUUUCGGGUUGCCUUCAAGCCUGUCUCCUCCAUCGGCAUGGUGCAGGAGACAGCGGAUUUUACUGGUGAAGUGCAACAGCUCGCGGUGAAAGGUCGUCACGAUCCCUGCGUCCUGCCGCGAGCGCCUCCUCUGGUCGAGAGCAUGGCUGCGCUGGUGGUUGGAGACCUCUGCAUGCGGCAGCGUGCUCGGGAGGGCCCUCAGCCGCUCUUCGUUCUGCGCCCGGAAGACGGCAGGUCUACCUGCUGA
Molecule: messenger RNA, 1428 nt
Organism: Besnoitia besnoiti
Lineage: Eukaryota; Apicomplexa; Conoidasida; Eucoccidiorida; Sarcocystidae
Product: putative chorismate synthase
Exons: 9
Coding region: 1-1428 (475 amino acids)
Biological process (GO): aromatic amino acid biosynthetic process; chorismate biosynthetic process
Cellular component (GO): cytosol
Molecular function (GO): chorismate synthase activity; FMN binding
Source: RefSeq, a predicted model, not a curated record